GUGCAAUUGCUACACGGUAUUGACUCUGGAUACGUUGGUUUAGUGCAUUGUGUUUCUUGGGCAGGAGAUCAACUAUCAACUUAAUUGCCCUCUGUCUGAUACAGAAUAGUUUAUGAUUUCAAUAAGAGUCGUGUAUACUCUUCAUGGUUGUUUAGAUGAUUUAAGGACGCGCGAGCCGUAUUAGCUAACAUUCAAAUUAUCUAAUUAAUGCAGUUAGCUACUUUGCUAACGUUAGUUCAUUUGGGUUCAUUUCAGCUGGGUAUGUUGGGUCCUGAACUGAAAAGGUGCUUCUAACUGACUUACAAAAGGAACAAUAUCAACUAAAUAUCAAUAACAAGCGAUAUUUGGUGUCUGUUUACUCCAGUGCAUUUCACAUUUUAUACUAGCCCUACACUAAACUGCAAAAAUGACUUUGGCAAACAGCCGAGAGCAGCGAAAAACAGCGGGCAAUCGCAUGUCAACGUUACUGACUGCAGAGGAAGAAGAUGAUUUCUACAAGACAACAUACGGAGGUUUUAACGAAGAAUCGGGCGAUGACGAGUAUAAAGGAGAUCAUUCGGACACUGAAGAUGAAGUGGACAGUGAUUUUGAUAUCGAUGAAGGGGAUGAGCCGGACAGCGACCAAGAGGAUGACGCGCCGAAAAGAAAGAGUCGGGUCGUCACAAAAGCUUAUAAGGAGCCAGUUAAAGUGGCUAAACCCAAGCCAAAGAAGCCCUCAGUUGAACAGAAGAAAAUAGAGCGAGUGAAGACCCCUCAGAAACGCACAGCUCAGGUCUUCCAGGACUUUGCUGAAAUGCGUAAAUCGGUGCGUCAAUCAACCAGUGAGCACACACGCAAAACCAACAUGCGACUGCAGUUACGACAAGAGGCCCCUAGAAGGCGACGUGGGGCCCACCAGGAUCGACCACUCACCCAGGAGGAGCUUUUGGCGGAGGCCAAGAUCACAGCUGAGGUCAAUGUCAGAUCACUUGAGAACUAUGAGCGUCUGGAGGCAGAUAAAAAGAAGCAAGUUCACAAGAAGCGACGCUUUGAUGGGCCAACUAUCCGCUACCAUUCAGUCCUCAUGCCCCUUCUGUCUGACUCACUCCUCAAGGAAGAGAAUGUGGACGUAGAGGGGUUAGAUCAGGAUGCUCCUCAAGCUUCCUCCUCCUCAGCUCCUUGUUCCUCCUCCUCGGCCUCCCAGGGUUCCUCAGGGGCAGCAGCAGGACUGUGCUCACGCACCUACAUCACCUUCAGUGAUGAAGAUUCCAUGUCUAUGAUGUUUCCUGCAGCAACAAGGGGCUCUGGCCCCCAGCUCCCAGUGCAGGAGGUGUGUCCUGUGACGCACAAGCCAGCACUGUACCGCGAUCCUGUCACGGACAUCCCCUACGCUAACGCCCGAGCCUUCCGCAUCAUCAGAGAGGCCUACCGCAAGUACGUCGCUGCCCAUGGCUUCCCCUCCACAGAUGUGGUAGGGGGUGGUGCCACCAGCAGUGGUGCAGUAGACGGAUCUGCCGCUUCAACUGUCGCCACCUCUAAGGGCAUGUGCCAGAAGACGCUGGUUAAACAAACAGUGGUCACCACAUAACAUGGACGAGAGAUUAUGGUUUAUAUGGCUUGUUGGCAGUACCAGGAGUGGUUGGUCAGUUCACUGCUCAGAUUUCCACCCAAGCAUCACUCCUUUUAUGACAUUGUAGGAGAAGAGUUCUGCUAGGUCUUGGUGAUGAUGGAGGGACUUCAGUGAGAUCUGAAAUAGUUUGGGUAUUGAAAGUGAACAUGAAUCAAACCGAAACAGAAAACACCGCAGUGAUGAGAGAAACGUUUUGUUACAUAUCAAGGUCUAUGUGUGUAACGGUGUGUGCUGAUAACCUGUGGAUGUAUGACAACUUCAACUGCCCCUGCUGAUUUUUUAUUUUAUUUUUUAUGUUUAAUUAUUCUUUUUUUUUCCCUGCAUUGAAUCAAAGAUGAUUUAAUCUUGAUUUUCUACUUGUGUCCCUUUAAAUCCCACAUAAAGGUUUGCAGUGAAAGAUAGUCACUCUGCAGGUCUUGACACUAGUCCUAAAAAAUAGUAUGUUUUUUUUUUUUCAGCAGUUUUGUGACCAAAUUUUGUGGUAUCAAAUAAAUAUUUUCUUUUGCUUUGUUAUUAUGUAUGUUUGUUCACUGUACAAACCAAAAGGGUGUUAAAGUUAAAGGGUCUACGCUCCACGCAAAAUAAAAUAAAUAAAUAAAA
Clupea harengus (Atlantic herring) is the source of this 2209-nucleotide messenger RNA. RefSeq names its product vacuolar protein sorting 72 homolog a (gene vps72a). Gene Ontology annotation, cellular component: nucleus. The record is from RefSeq and is a predicted model, not a curated record. Lineage: Eukaryota; Metazoa; Chordata; Actinopteri; Clupeiformes; Clupeidae.